CAUAAUUACUUGGAAUAACGGAAGCAAUUAACUUCCGGGAAAAACUGGAGUUCACGUGAAAGCAAAUCGCACGUUAAAUUAUAAGGUAACUGUUGUUUAUUUUAUUUGUUAAUGUUAUGUAUGGCUGAGGAGCAAGAACUUAGAAGGUCCAAACAUGACGGAUACUUUACUACAGCAAAUAAGGGACCUGGAAGAAGAAGUCAAAAACUUAAAGACACAACUAAGACAGGAGACUUGUCCCAAGGCUGAAACAGAGGCAGCAGAAUCGGGACCUGGAGGAAAGAAUAUCUGCGGCCAGGAAGGCAAGAGAAAGGGGAAGAAAGCUAGCCAGGCCCGGGAAUUUGAUUUCUCUCUGCAUCCUCGACGCCAUGUGGCCUUGCGGUUGGCCUACCUUGGCUGGGACUACCAAGGCUUUGCUGUGCAGGAGAAUACAGACAACACAGUGGAGGCCAGGCUGUUUGAGGCUCUGCUCAAGACGCGGCUGAUUCAGGACCGCCAGAGCUCCAACUAUCACCGCUGUGGUCGCACCGAUAAGGGAGUCAGUGCUUUCACGCAGGUUAUUACAAUCGACUUGCGCUCCACGCAGAUUUGUGGUGGCAUGGGGGUGAUCCUUCCUGCCCAGUCCAGCAACAAACAGAAGCCCUGCACCGCAGAGCUGCCCUAUGUAAAGAUGCUAAACAGAGUUCUGCCCCCAGACAUCAGAGUGUUGGACUGGGCUGCGGCGGAGACUGGCUUCAGUGCACGCUUCGACUGUCAGUUCAGAACCUACCGGUACUACUUUCCGCGUGGUGAUCUGGACGUGGAGCUCAUGGCCAAAGCGGCGAAACGGUAUGAAGGUACCCAUGACUUUCGCAACCUUUGCAAAAUGGAUGUAGGUAACGGGGUCCUCCAGUUCCAAAGGACCAUCUUGUCAGCCUCAAUCCAGCCGGCUCAGCCCUCUGGAGCAGUAUCCAGUGACCCGCAUGACAUCCUCUUUUUUGAGAUCAAAGGGCUAGCCUUCCUGUAUCACCAGGUACGGUGUAUGAUGGCUGUCCUGCUCCUGAUUGGACAAAAGCUAGAGACGCCUGAAGUGAUCGACCAACUAUUGGAUGUUGAUAGACAUCCCAGGAAACCCCAGUACAGCAUGGCUGUGGACUUCCCGCUGGUGUUGUAUGACUGCCACUUUGAGGGGCUGAACUGGCAAAGGGAUCCUGAUGAAAUGAGCUAUGUUCUCACCACGCUGCAGCAGCAUUGGACCCAGAUGGCUGUAAAGACCCACGUCAUACGGGACAUGAUCCAGGGCCUCCAGAGUUCAGUUCUUACAGCAAAUUCAUCUCCGACCUGGCUUCUCAUGGAAGGAUCCAAGCAGCGCAGUUAUCGCCCCCUUCUGGAGAGACCGUGCUGUGAAAGCUUGGAGUCCAGGAUAGAGCACUUUGUCAAAAGAGGGAGGCUUGAACGUGACAUGGAUGACGAUGGGGAAGAGUUUGUGCACCGGGGUAAAAAGACAAAAUUCCAGGACGUUUCCUCUGGUCAGUCCAACACAGCCAAUAUGUCUGACCUUUGACCUUGCAGAGGGACUGCCUAGGAUGAUGCAAACCACGUUUUGAUAUUGACCUUUUAGUCCUGUUUCCAGAACACAUUUGUCAUUUUUAGUUUUAAUGCAGAAAAUGUGUAUGUUUACCUGCUUUGACUGUGAGAACAAAUUUUUGUGGUGGAACACUACAUGUGAUGUUCCAUUUAAUUAGUACAUAAUAAAUCUGUGGAGUCUGGAAUUGGAUGGCUGAUUACUAUUAGAAAGUCCAUAGGUAUUAAGUGUGGACAGUGUACAUAGUUGCAAUGAAAGGAGGUGAUGGGGGACUUUAGAUUUUAAAAAGAUUACGGAUAGAAAAGCGUUUUUAAAGAACAAAACCUUGUCAAACGUGUAAAAUCUUGCAGGAAAAGUACAAUAACUUGGAUUAGGCAUCUUUAAAUAGGAAAAGUUACACUUGUCACUUUGCAUAACAUGAAAUUGUAUAACUGCUGUGUUGUACUGAAAAGGUCAUGCUUCUAUUUUCACAAAUAUAAGUUAACAUUUACAACA
Brienomyrus brachyistius is the source of this 2059-nucleotide messenger RNA. It is a transcript of the gene pus3, whose product is annotated as pseudouridylate synthase 3. Lineage: Eukaryota; Metazoa; Chordata; Actinopteri; Osteoglossiformes; Mormyridae. The record is from RefSeq and is a predicted model, not a curated record. The transcript has 7 exons. Gene Ontology annotation, biological process: mRNA pseudouridine synthesis; tRNA pseudouridine synthesis. Gene Ontology annotation, molecular function: pseudouridine synthase activity; RNA binding. Gene Ontology annotation, cellular component: cytoplasm; nucleus. The coding region runs from base 155 to 1543 and encodes 462 amino acids.